AUGGCUGAUCAGUCGAUUAUCCGGAUUACAAAGGAGCUCAGCGAUCUCCAGCGAUCCUCCGACCUAUCACUUGCUGUGGCAUGUAGAGAUGUCGAUGUUCGUAACGUGCGCGCCAUGAUUAUCGGUCCAGCCGAUACUCCGUACGAGUUCGGCUUCUUCGAGUUUGCUUUCAAGUUCAACAAGGACUAUCCGCGCAAGUCGCCCCAGGUCACGGCUGUCACAACCAACUCAGGUCGAUGUCGCUUUAACCCAAAUAUUUACUCAACUGGCAAAGUCUGCCUCACAUGGCGUGGAGAACGGGGCGAGGAGUGGUCUGCAGCUCAAGGACUUGAAUCAAUCCUACUAUCGAUCCAGAGCCUGAUGUCAGGAAAUCCUUACGAGAACGAGCCUGGAUUCGAGGAAGCGAACGAUCCAUCUGACAAGAAGAAUCAAGAGGCAUACGUGCAAAAGAUACGCCACGAGUCACUUCGAAUCUCAGUAAUACAGCGUAUGGAACAAUAUCUCGGCCUCGCCCCAGACGGCAUGGCGCUCGCAUCUCAGUCCGCGGCCGAUCAUGAUAGCCUUGAGCAAGACCUGGAUGACCUUGACGAGUCGUCAGUGCCCUUUGAACCGUUCAAAGACCUUUGCAAGCGCAGAUUUCUCUGGUACUACGAUUCCUAUCUGGAAGCCAUCCGAAAGGCCAAAGCAGAGGUCAAAGAUCAUCAGCCCUUCGUCCGCAUGCCUUUCGAAGGUUCCAGUAAUUCCAUGGAGGGCAAGUUCAACUAUACCGAGCUUGAGCGUCGUCUGCACAACAUCAAGAGAGCCAUCGAUGCCGAGCUCGACGACUGGGCCAGGGAGGGCCUUGACGCCAAAAGGAGAGAUACUACCGUCAGUGUGAAUCUGCAGCACCAGUUCGAGCAGAUCAUCCAGAAUUUCAAGCGUAGGGACAUACCCCACGACAUACAACUGGAGGACCACAACCCCUUCGUGUGGGUUAUCACAUACUUCGGCAGACCCAUGACCAACCUCGACGGAGGACUUUUCAAGAUCAAGAUUCACUUCAGCCCCAGGUUUCCUGACGAGCAGCCUCGCGUCAAGUUCAGCACCAAGAUCUUCCACCAUCGCAUUGCGCUCGACGGCACGGCAUGCUACUCGCCAAACCCCAUGAGGAAAGAAGAUGUACUCACACAUAUCGAGGCUGUCAUUGAUAACCUUGAGGAGGAGGACCCCGCUUACGAUCCCCGAACUUUGGUAAACCUUGAGGCCAAUCAACUGUACUGGAGUGGUGCAGACGGAAGGAGGAAUUACAACCGCCGUCUGAGGAGAUCCGUGCAGCAGAGCACCGAGGACUUCUGAGCGGUUUCACGAAGCAAAUCUCAAUCUUAGGGGGCCACGCUGCAGCUUUCUGGAGGAUGGAAACUUGUACUUGGGUUGGGGGCUUUGUGCAUUGCAUGGUCAAAGGGCGAAUGGCAGACCAUCACACAUUAUGAGGAACACCGAGGCGAAGGCCAGCAUUCGUAUGAUAGGCGUUUGGACCAGGCUUGGGGUAAUAUACCACGAAGGACAGGGAGAAAGGUUGCGAUUACUAGCUAGAUUCUCCACCACAACAUGGAUAAUUUGUAUGAUAACGUGGCGGGCAAACGGCGGCUGAGUGCGCGAGGUGAAAGCAGGUGAAAUCGCGCUCAUUGGGAGCGCCAUGCAAUCAAGACAAUAGUGUCACAGCU
Verticillium dahliae VdLs.17 is the source of this 1703-nucleotide messenger RNA. RefSeq lists its product as uncharacterized. NCBI's taxonomy places the organism in Eukaryota, Fungi, Ascomycota, Sordariomycetes, Glomerellales, Plectosphaerellaceae. The transcript is spliced from 8 exons. The coding region runs from base 1 to 1335 and encodes 444 amino acids. The record is from RefSeq and is a predicted model, not a curated record.